Ailuropoda melanoleuca (giant panda) is the source of this 1905-nucleotide messenger RNA. RefSeq names its product translation initiation factor IF-2-like. Lineage: Eukaryota; Metazoa; Chordata; Mammalia; Carnivora; Ursidae. The transcript is spliced from 3 exons. Bases 134 to 1126 code for a protein of 330 amino acids. The record is from RefSeq and is a predicted model, not a curated record.
GCCAGUGGACAGUAAGUCGGGACUGGGGCAGGGAGCGCUUCCCAGAGCUGGGGAUGGGGGCUGCCACCAAGGAGUGGAACAGUCGCGCCUCAAGGGCUGGGAGCGGCUUGAGGUGCAGAAACAGAAGGCGGGGAUGGGGACUGAGGCCAAGACAAGCGGACCCCCGCCCCCAUGGGGGAACCCAGAGCUCCUACCCCGGGGAAGUUGCCGGGGUGGACCGGGCCGGUCUGGGCCGCGGCCGAGCCAGCUGCCCGCGCGGAAGGGGUUCGGGGAACAAGGGGCGCGGGGGGCCCCGCAUCCCGCCCGUCCUCAUCCCGCCCGCGCACCUCAGUCAGCGCCCGGCGCCGCGCGGGCCAUACUCGCCGCUCCUGCCGCCGCCUCCGCCCGUGCAGAAAGCCGCCGCCGCUGGUGGCGUCCGGACCCGUUAGCUCCGCGGCUCCCUCGUCCUCCUGCAGCGGGCCAGUCCCGCCCUUGCCGGCUCUGCCCUCCCGGAGCGAGCAGCCGCCGCCGCCUCAGUCCGGCCCCUCCCCCCACCCCAGCCCGGCUAGAAGGGAAGGGUGGGGGAAGGGGGCGGCUGCCCCCUCCCCAUUCACAUCCUCUCCGUCUCUCCCCCACCCUCCUCCACCCGCACGCGCGCAGGCAUGCUGGGAUAUGGAGUGCAGCCGGCGCUGGGCUGCCUAGGGGUGCCCCACAUCCAGGACUACAGCUCCCGAUAGACAGCGCGCACGCCCUAGGGAUUGUGGGCUUUGUAGUUCGUCCGGGGCCCGGGGGUAGUCUACCGCGCAGGAGGUGGGGUCGGGGAGGGGGGGGAUGGGAAAUCUCCAUGCCCAGAAGGCUGGGCUCCAGGUGUUUGAAACAGAGGGAAGUGGGGUCUGCGGUGGCCCGGCCUCGGGUUGAAUACCUGGAUUCCCAGGGAGAUGCAAACUGUAGACCAGGAUGCCUCUCAGACGCGGCUGUGGCCAGCUGCGGCCGAGCUCGGCUCAAGGGGAAGCCUCUGGGCCCCCGAACACCGCCUCGGGGACCUUCCCCAACUUCCAAACCUAACUCAAACUCUCCAAGAACCUCCAGGUCGACCGCACUUUCGCCCUCCAAGCUUCAUCUCUUCUGGCAGAGCGGAAGCCCGUAGAUUUGUGUCACCAUCACAGGCCGGUGGAGGCUAAGUAAUCCACAUGCAACCUCACGCUCCGCCCAUAAAACCAGCUGCCAGGCCCUUCCUACAGGGGCUUGGCCUCUACACCUGAGUCACGUGCAAUGACAACAUUUUCUCACAUGCAGAAGGUACAUGAAAUUUUUUGAGUUUACAUCUAUCUCCCAGAUCUCUGUUUGCAUAUGAUUCAGGGAGAACAAAGAUGCCCUUUCAUGGGCAGGACAAAGAGACCCUCUCUCUACCUCAGCUCCAACAGAAACCCUCAUCAUCACCCUUACCACCUCCCAAUUAGACGUCAGAUUGGUUCACCCAUUUCCCCUUGCUGGUUCUGCUUUCCCAUCCCCUCCACCAAUCCAAAUUCUGCCUGACUGUCCGAAGUCUACCUUGAAUUUUCCUUCCUCCAGAAGGUUCUCCCCAACUGCUUCAGUGUAGCAUUUGGAUUUGAAUCAUUCUUUGUAAAGCCUAGUUUUGCUGGUGAACUGUCCAGUGCAAGAGAGGAAGUGGAAAAGGAAUUUGGGAGUUGGAACAUGGCACAUGAGAGCACAGGGGUUUGGAGGCAGACAGCUACUAAGUAGCAAGGUGCAAAGAGGAGAGGAACUGGCUCCCUCGCUCUCUGGGUUUCUGUUUGGGGGACAGAAGCUUAAAGUCAGACCGAUCUGGCAGCUCCCACCCCUAAUGCUGUGUGUGAUCCAGAGCAAGUUACACAAUUCUUCCAUUUGUAAAAUGGGAAUAAUAAUAAUAAAAGACCUCACUUCUUA